CCAAGGGCUCCAUUGAUGGCGGAGAACCUGGCACCUGAUCACUGGGAGAGGUACACUCAGCUGCUGAGGAGCUGGCAGCAGACAUUCAAGGAGGAACUGAAGGGCCUACAGAGGCACUACAACCACUCAGGGCUUCACACUUACCAGAGAAUGAUUGGCUGUGAGUUGCUGGAAGAUGACGGACAAUUCAUCGUCUUCAAUAAAGACACCCUCUCCUGGGUGGCUGUAGAUAAUGUAGCUCAAAUCACCAAGCGGACAUGGGAGGCCAACCUGCAUGAGUUGCAAUACCAAAAGAACUGGGUGGAAAAGGAAUGCAUUGCCUGGCUCAAGAGGUUCUUGGAGUACGGAAAAGAUACCCUAGAAAGGACAGAACCUCCGGUGGUAAGAACAAGUCGAAAGGAAACGUUUCCGGGGAUUACAACUCUCUUCUGCCGAGCUCAUGGCUUCUACCCACCAGAAAUUUUCAUGACGUGAAUGAAAAAUGGGGAAGAAAUUGCCCAAGAAGUGGAUCAUGGAGGCGUGCUUCCCAGUGGAGAUGGAACCUAUCAAACGUGGGUGUCGGUUGAUCUGAAUCCUCAGAGCAAAGACGUUUAUUUUUGUCAUGUGGAGCACUGUGGCCUCCAAAUGGUUUUUGAGGCUCCUCAGGAAUCAGAAAUCCUCCUUCUAGUAGUGAACACGGUCUCUGGGACCAUAAUCCUCACCAUUGUCCUGGCUGGAGUUGGCGUUCUGAUCUGGAGAAGAAGGUCUCAAGCUCCCAAGACUGUGUCUGCCAUGUCCGUUCCAUUUAGAAGCCGCUCGACCCUCAUGUUGGGAUCGCCGGAAGGCCUGCGCGUACAGACCAAGGUUUGUCCAGAAAAAUGGCAAACGGAGCAGGUGCCAGGCGCGUGGAGUGGCGGCAUUGCGUCCUUCCCUGGUUACACGGGGCCUUUCCAGCAGAGCUGGAUAGCCGGACUGGAAUGCUGCCUGCUCACCUCGCCGGACUGGAAUGCUGCCUGCUCACCUCGCCGCUCCCUGACCUCAGAGACAAGGAUCCCUGAUGACACUCUUAUCGAGCUGAGAAGGACCAAACUCAAUCUAGAGACAUUCAGGCUUCAUAAAGAGGGCACCUUUGUGUCUUCUCCCCUGAAGGCGCCCAUCUACCCUGGCAGCAAAGGAGAUGCUAUCCUGGGAAACAGCAGCUGA
Molecule: messenger RNA, 1182 nt
Organism: Microtus oregoni (creeping vole)
Lineage: Eukaryota; Metazoa; Chordata; Mammalia; Rodentia; Cricetidae
Product: major histocompatibility complex class I-related gene protein
Exons: 8
Biological process (GO): immune response
Cellular component (GO): external side of plasma membrane
Source: RefSeq, a predicted model, not a curated record